This is a messenger RNA of Linum tenue, 2382 nucleotides long. NCBI's taxonomy places the organism in Eukaryota, Viridiplantae, Streptophyta, Magnoliopsida, Malpighiales, Linaceae. The record is from the annotation of a GenBank genome assembly.
ACUAUCUUCUCUUCUAAAUUCUAAUAAACUUGGACUUGUGUAAACUUUCCUCUGUUCUUACUCUUUUCCUCCUUCGCCUCGCCAGCUAAACGCCACUGAAACAUAAGUUGAAUUAAAACCAUUUCUUCGUUUCCCAUUUACCCUCGACUCUCUCUCUUGCUUCCCUGCAACCGAAUUUCCUGUCUUCACCUUUGGAGCAAGCUAGUCGCCAGUCGGGACUUCAUACCAUCGUCUUCUUAUUAUUAGUUAUUAGUAUUUUAAAAUUCAAGUCUUGAGCUGCAACUUUGGGCGAAUUCAGGGUCGGCUAAGCGGGAUUCUGUGUCUGUGUUUGGUGGGUGGAUACUUGGUUUCUCCUUCUUGGGAGGUCUAAGAUGUACUCGGCAGACGGUUGAGCUCCAGAGAAUGGGUUGUUUCGUCAGCAAGAAGACCACCGCCGAGAAAGAGGCGGACGGCGGCAUGAUUUGCGAUGGGUCUUCCGUUACCGUUUCCGACGGAGCUAACCAUACCGCCAGGGCCAGUAAGGAGUCGACUGUUGCGGCGGCGAAGCACAAGUCCAGACAUCACAGAGCUGAUUUCUAUGCAGAGGUGGCCUGGCAGUCCUGGGUCGACCGGUGGUUUGCAACCCAGCAAGGUGGGUGGCCGUCGUGGCUAAUGGCGGUGGCCGGUGAAGCCAUCGGUGAGUGGACUCCUCAUCGGGCAAACACUUUCGAGAAGCUCGAUAAGAUUGGGCAAGGGACUUAUAGCAAUGUGUACAAAGCGAGGGAUCUAUUAACAGGAAAUAUAGUGGCAUUGAAGAAAGUGAGGUUUGAUAACUUGGAGCCGGAGAGUGUGAAAUUUAUGGCGCGAGGGAUUCUUGUUCUCCGCAGGUUGGAUCAUCCAAAUGUGCUCAAGCUUGAGGGUUUGGUUACCUCAAGAAUGUCUUGUAGCUUGUACUUGGUCUUCGAGUACAUGGACCAUGAUUUAACUGGCCUUGCUGCUCGCCAGGGAGUCAAGUUCAGUGAGCCACAUAUAAAAUGCUAUACUAAGCAGUUGCUGUCGGGGCUUGAACACUGUCACAGUCAUGGUGUACUGCAUCGUGACAUCAAGGGUUCUAAUCUCCUCAUUAAUAACGAGGGUGUACUGAAAAUUGCUGAUUUCGGUCUAGCUACAUUCUAUGAUCCUGGAAGCAGGGUUAUCAUGACUAGUCGAGUUGUUACCCUGUGGGAUCGACCUCCAGAGCUUCUUCUAGGAGCAACUUGUUAUGGGGUUGGCGUUGACCUUUGGAGUGCUGGCCGCAUUUUGGCUGAGCUGCUUGCCAAGAAGCUAAUCAUGUCUGGCCGGACCGAGAUUGAACAACUGCACAAGAUAUUUAAGUUAUGUGGCUCACCAUCUGAGGAAUACUGGAAGAAGGCAAAAUUACCUAAUGCCACACUUUCCAUGCCUUUGAUUCAGACUUUGCUUUCGAUAGACCCAGAGGAACGAGGCACUGCCACUUCUGCUCUCAAUAGUGACUAGUGAGGCGAGUGUCAUAUACCAACUCGAUAUUCUGAUACCAAGUGGAAGUGUUUGCGUUCAAGUAUAUUAAUUGUCAGUAAUGUGAAGUAGUAGAUGUCUAGGUUGAUACCAUCAUGUCAGUUUUAUUGCUUAGUAUAAAUGAGAAGUUCUUUUUUGUCAGAUAAAAUUAUAUGGGGCAUGGUAUAUGACGUAUAACAUGCAACGAUUCAUCUGUGUACAGUUCUUUAGCACAGAACCUGUUGCUUGCUAGCCAUGUAGUUUGCCCAUUUAUCCGCCUAGCAAGGAACUGGAUGUGAAAUUGAGGGAUGAAGAAGCAAGAAGGUUAGCUAGCAGCAGACUGUAAAUUCUUUUCAUCGUCAUCAUAUUUUUGUUUGCUGCAUAUGCUGAUGAUAACGAUUGGCUAAUAGACAAAGGGGACUUAGUGGUAAAGAUAAUGAUGGUGCUGAAGGUGCCAGAAAAGUUCGAAAUCGGCCUGGUCGUGCUGUCCCGGCCCCUGAGGCUAAUGCUGAGAUUCCAGCAAACGUAGAUAGAUGGAGGCUUGUGACGCAAGCAAAUGCUAAGAGCAAAAGCGAGAAGUUCCCACCUCCACACCAGGACGGAGAAGUUGGAGGACAGUCGUUUGGUGGAUGAUGGGAUGCCCAAAACAUCUUUCAGCUCGUCGGUGUUUACUUCAAAUGCAUCAUCGACAUCUACUAAAAGUGUUGGUAGCUCUGGAGGUUCUUCCAGGAGGAGGAGAAACAGCAAGGAUGGUAGUGCCCAGAUAGGCCCAUCGAGGAAGUUCCUUCGUCCGUUUAAUGGUUCAACAAUAGGGCUAUCAAUGGAUCUGUUGUUCAAAUGCAAGUCGGAGAAUUUUGGGAGCCGUAGGCAGACAGGUAGGUAGAUAGAUAA